Messenger RNA from Castor canadensis (American beaver), 3065 nucleotides. It is a transcript of the gene Cpt1c, whose product is annotated as carnitine palmitoyltransferase 1C. The record is from RefSeq and is a predicted model, not a curated record. NCBI's taxonomy places the organism in Eukaryota, Metazoa, Chordata, Mammalia, Rodentia, Castoridae. Gene Ontology annotation, biological process: carnitine metabolic process; fatty acid metabolic process. Gene Ontology annotation, cellular component: mitochondrion. Gene Ontology annotation, molecular function: carnitine O-palmitoyltransferase activity.
CUGAGUUAGCUUCAACGCGAGGCAGAAAUCGGGGUUUCUGGGUGUCACCUAAUCCCGGGGAUGAGUUGGACUACGAAAGCCGGCCGACCAAGGCGUGGACUCGUCGCAUAGGGUUCGGACAUAUGCAAACGGGAGACUUCGUGCGGGAGCUCAAAAUCGGGGGGCUGGGGGUAGUUGGGCUUAGUCCCCGAGAUCCGACCUGAGACUCCUGACUCAGGGUAAGUACCAGACCGUGGGGGCCGGGCUCCUGUAGGGGGCUGGAGGCCGGGGUCUUGGGCUGGCUGUGCAGGAUUCUCCAUCAACUGUCCUCGACGCUCACCUCCGCUCACAGGCUCAGCAUCCCUGGCUGCGGAGCAUGCGCAGUAGGUGCUUCCUCCCUCAUUAACCGCCCCCCCUCCACUCCCGAGCGGGGGAGGGGGCCCGGGGCUCCCCAGAGCGGAUUCAUUUAUGGACACCACAGGCCCCUGCCUUGGAACGGGAAGCGGAAAUGGGGAGGACAGUGUCAACGUCCGGCAGGGCUCCUGGUGCCAUGGCUGAGGCACACCAGGCUGUGAGCUUCCUGUCCUCCCUAACGUCUGAUGGGGCAGAAGUUGAGCUCAGCAGCCCCGUGGUGCAGGAGAUCUGCCUGUCUGGCCUUCGGUCUUGGAAAAGGCACCUUUGGCGUUUCUGGAAUGACUUUCUCACUGGUGUGUUCCCUGCUAGUCCCCUCAGCUGGCUCUUCCUCUUCAGUGCAAUCCAGCUUGCCUGGUUCCUCCAGCUAGAUCCUUCCCUAGGAUUGAUGGAGAAGAUUAAAGAAUUACUGCCAGACUGGGGUGGCCAGCACCACCGGCUCCGGGGGGUCCUGGCAGCUGCGCUGUUUGCCUCGUGUUUAUGGGGAGCCCUGAUCUUCACGCUGCAUGUGGCCCUGAGGCUGCUUCUGUCCUACCACGGCUGGCUGCUUGAGCCCCAUGGAGCCAUGUCCUCGCCCACCAAGACCUGGCUGGCUUUGGUCCGCAUCUUCUCCGGCCGCCACCCGAUGCUCUUCAGUUACCAGCGCUGCCUGCCGCGCCAACCCGUGCCCUCGGUGCAGGACACCGUGCGCAAGUACCUGGAGUCUGUCCGUCCUGUCCUCUCCGACGAGGACUUCGACUGGACGGCACUGCUGGCACGGGACUUCCUGAAGCUGCAGGCGUCGCUGCUGCAGUGGUACCUGUGCCUCAAGUCCUGGUGGGCGUCCAAUUACGUCAGUGACUGGUGGGAAGAAUUUGUGUACCUGCGGUCUCGCAACUCGCUAAUGGUGAACAGCAACUAUUACUUGAUGGACUUCCUAUAUGUCACACCCACGCCGCUGCAGGCAGCUCGCGCUGGGAACGCAGUCCACGCCCUGCUCCUAUACCGCCAGCGCCUGAGCCGCCAGGAGAUGCCUCCGACUAUGCUGAUGGGGAUGCGCCCCCUGUGCUCUGCCCAGUAUGAGAAAAUAUUCAACACCACGCGGGUGCCAGGGGUUGAGAGAGACUCCAUCUGCCACCUUCGCGACAGCUGGCACGUGGCUGUCUUCCACCGGGGCCGAUUUUUCCGCGUGGGGACCCAUUCCCCAAAUGGCCUGUUGUCCCCGAGGGCCCUGGAGCAGCAGUUCCAGCACAUCCUGGAUGACCCCUCACCUGCGUGUCCCCACGAGGAGCAUCUGGCUGCCCUGACAGCCGCUCCCAGGGGUAUGUGGGCCCAAGUGCGGGAGUCGGUGAAGACCCGGGCUGCCGCUGCCCUGGAGGCCGUGGAAGGGGCGGCCUUCUUUGUGUCGCUGGAUUCCGAGCCUGGGGGACUCACCAGGGAGGACCCCGCAGUGUCACUGGACGCCUAUGCACAUGUCCUUCUGGCUGGCCGGGGCCAUGACCGCUGGUUCGACAAAUCCUUCACCCUCAUCGUCUUCUCCAACGGGAAACUGGGACUCAGUGUGGAGCACUCGUGGGCUGACUGCCCCAUCUCAGGACACAUGUGGGAGUUCACUCUGGCCACAGAAUGUUUUCAGCUGGGCUACUCGGCUGAUGGCCACUGUAAGGGGCAGCCUGACCCCACACUGCCCCAACCCCAGCGGCUACAGUGGGACCUUCCAGACCAGAUCCAUCCCUCCAUCUCCCUAGCCCUGAGAGGAGCCAAGACCUUGUCUGCAAACAUCGACUGCCAUGUCUUCCCCUUCUCCCACUUUGGCAAGAGCUUCAUCAGACGCUGCCACCUCCCCUCAGACAGCUUCAUCCAGAUGGCCCUGCAGCUCGCCCACUUCCGGGACAGGGGUCAGUUCUGCCUGACUUAUGAAUCAGCCAUGACUCGCUUGUUCCUGGAAGGCCGGACGGAAACAGUGCGGUCUUGCACAAGGGAGGCCUGCAACUUUGUGAAAGCCAUGGAGGACAAGGAGAAGACAGACCCGCAGUGCCUCGCUCUGUUCCGCGUGGCAGUGGACAAACACCAGGCUCUGCUCAAGGCAGCGAUGAGCGGGCAGGGGGUGGACCGCCACCUCUUUGCGCUCUACAUCGCGUCCCGGUUCCUCCACGUGCAGUCACCCUUCCUGGCUCAGGUUCACUCCGAGCAGUGGCAACUGUCCACCAGCCAGAUCCCUGUCCAGCAAAUGCACCUGUUUGACGUCCACAAUUACCCGGAUUAUGUUUCCUCGGGUGGUGGAUUCGGGCCUGCCGAUGACAAUGGCUAUGGUGUGUCAUAUAUCUUCAUGGGGGAUGACAUGGUCACCUUCCACAUUGCCAGCAAGAAGUCAAGCACAAAAACAGAUUCCCACCGGCUGGGGCAGCAUAUUGAGGAUGCCCUGCUGGAUGUGGCCGCCCUGUUCCAGGCAGGGCAGCGUCUCAAGCGUCGAUUCAGAGGGGCUAGGGGGGAGGACUUGCGGCACAGAUGUGGAUUUCUCUCCAGUAAAAUAGCAGACUGAAAGGCACCCACACCAUCCCCAACCUCUGACCCCCUCCAGCAGGGAGCUGGUCUCCCUCAGGAAUGUGGGUGCAAUCCCCCAAACUGGGCUGGCACAGGAGGGGCAGCCCGUUUGGCAGGCCCACAUCCAGGCCAAUAAAGAUGUGUGAGCUGGG